ACUCCCCUACCGUGUCACCUUCCCAACUCCCCCAAUUCACAAAACGAAACCCAAACACUCUCCUAUUCCUCCUCUUAUUUCUUAAUUGGUCAGCACCUAGCUAGCAAGAAUCUCUCAACUCUUCUUCUUGUUCUUCUUCUCGUCCAUAAUUGCUCCUCCAAUUGAUAUCUCUGUACGUAGUUCAGUUCAAGUUCAUCAAGGAGCCUGAACUGAAUUCCUUGGUUGUUUAGUUCUUGCUAGCUAGGGGAUUGACCAUAGGAUAAUGAUCUUGAACUCCGGAGGCAGCUUCAUCAACACCUGUCCGCUGGAUUCCGAGCAGCUCAAGACCUUCUACUUCUGGAUCUUCCCAAUCUUCAAUAGAUACUGCCUCUGCCGCCUCUAAUUGACAAGCAUUCAACCAUAUAUAUGUGAUAAAUUGUGCCAAUCUGCCUCAAGUAUUAGCAUUUAGGCAAAUUGACACUACAUCUAGCUAGCUAGCUAGCUUUGCUCCGAUUAGUAGUAUUGUUUGCCUCUUCUUUCCAUUGUUAACCUUCGAUUGAACAAUUAGGUUUGCGCUUGCUUGCCCAAGAUAUUUGAAUAGGUUUUGCAAGUGUACAUUUGUCUGAAAUUCAGUCGGUUGAUUUGAUCAUGGGUACCAUGACUCUGCCCCCGGGUUUCCGGUUCCACCCGACCGACGAUGAAUUGGUCGGCUACUACCUCAAGAGGAAAGUCGACAGCCUCAAGAUCGAGCUUGAGGUCAUCCCUGUCAUUGAUCUCUACAAGUUCGAGCCAUGGGAGCUACCAGAGAAGUCGUUCUUGCCGAAGCGUGACCUGGAGUGGUUCUUCUUCUGCCCACGAGACCGGAAGUAUCCGAACGGGUCGCGGACGAACAGGGCGACGAGCACCGGGUACUGGAAGGCCACCGGCAAGGAUCGCAAGAUCGCCUGCGCCGGCGAGGUCUUCGGCCUCCGCAAGACGCUCGUCUUCUACAAGGGUCGCGCUCCCGGCGGCGAGCGCACCGACUGGGUCAUGCACGAGUACCGCCUCUGCCAGGACCUCGCCCAUGGCGUCUCCAACUUCAUCGGGGCGUACGCGCUGUGCCGCGUGAUCAAGAGGCACGAGGCGGGCCUCCAUGGCGAGCCGCCGGCGGCGAAGGCGAAAGGAAUGAUCAGCAAGGUGUCGAGCAGCUCGUCCCUUGUCACCGUCGAACACCAGCUCAGCAGCCGGGGCAACGCCUCGCCGUCGUUCACGCCCACCAACAAUGGCAGCCCGCUCGUCGACGAGAUGUUCGUCGGCGGCGGCGGCGGCGACCCGUUCCAGCUGCUUCCGAGCUGCGUCCCGUACCAUGGCGGCGACGCGUGCGGGUUCGACUUGCCGCCGCUGUGCAUGCCUCAGACUCAGGACCCGUUCUUCUCCGACGCCGGCUUCACGCAGGCAGCGCCUCCUCUCUACGGCGACGUCAUGGGAAGCGUGUCGGAGCACGAGCUCAAGUGGGACACCCUGGGCGGCUACUCCGGCGGCGGCGGUGGGGAGCUCUGGAACGCGGCGGCGGCGCCGCUGCUGUGCAGGCAGGCCAGCGACGGCGACGACCUCACGGCGUGGUUCACGGCCGCCGACGACAACAUGUCCGUCUUCUGAACGAGUCAACCAUGACACGUGUGCUCCCGGGUUAGUUACACAUGGCGGUAUAUUUUUGAGCCAUUCCUAACUGGGGCCCCACGUGUCAGCCACUACAGACAUAUGUCAUCUAUUAUAUAUGCAUAAAUAUGCCUAUAAUCUGUAUGGAUACAGAGGUGAUGAGCUUUCUUUUAGUUACUGGCUGUAAUACAUCUUCUCUGUAGCAUCAUACAGCAGAGCUGGGUUAUGUAUCCUCUUCAGUUAAUGUACUUGUAACACUGAUCUGUAAGCUAAAAGGUAGUGUUGCUGGUAGAUCAAUCUUCAUCUCAAACAGUGCAGUUUCAAUUCAUACAAUAUAUAUAUUAUAAAAGUUCCAAUUCA
Oryza sativa Japonica Group (Japanese rice) is the source of this 1977-nucleotide messenger RNA. RefSeq names its product NAC domain-containing protein 71. NCBI's taxonomy places the organism in Eukaryota, Viridiplantae, Streptophyta, Magnoliopsida, Poales, Poaceae. Gene Ontology annotation, biological process: regulation of DNA-templated transcription. The record is from RefSeq and is a predicted model, not a curated record. Gene Ontology annotation, molecular function: DNA binding.